GCCGUCAUGUUCGGCUGUGCCAAUGCUCUUCGCUGCAUCGAGAAGGUGGGAGAAGAAAUACCGAAGGUGCGGACAAAACGAGUCUCGGCGACAGAGAUCAACAACGCAGACACUUGUCCCCGUUCGCGUACAUCAUUAGAUUACACACUCCGAGGAGGGUUGGCGCAGGAGCAGUGGCUUCCUUUCUCCCUCACCUUCUCGCUACUCGCACUGCCGCUGCCGGGUUGGCAAGAUGGCGGCGAUCACAGUGGCCCGGACGAAGAAAACAACAUCGAGAAACACCGGAACAGAUGAAAUCCCAUAUUAUGGAAAGUGUAUCAUGGAACUGUACUUAUCCAACUGGACGAGAAUGGCAGAAUUGGAUGACCAUGACAAAAAAUUGUUUGUCAAAGCUGGGGGCAAAGACUCUACAGUGAGCGGAUCGUGCGGCACGACAUGUGGGCUUCCUUGGUCCAUGUCGCCUUCCUUGGUCCAUGCAAGGCGCCACAGACUUCCGGACAAGCAUGCUUCGACGACGACCAUGUGCUGUGCUUCUUCGAGCAAUGUGGAAGGAAAUACAGCGAGAUAAAGGCGCUGGCCCGUCGUAAUUGGAACCUACCAGACAGCCAUUACGACGAAGAUGCUGCCUGUGCAAAAUAUCCUUGAGGUGGCGUUCAUCUGCUCAAGAUUGCCUGGUCGUGUCGUGCACGUUACUUCGAUUCGACUAAGUGACUGUUGCCGCCGUCUUGUGUUCAAUAUGCACUGCAUUCAGACACUUUUUCAGAACUGCUCAGAAUUGUGGACUAUGUGACUCUGUAACAUAUUGAUGCUCCUUUGCCACUUGUGUGUGUAAUUGUUGAAAGUGUGUUACAAGAGCUAUAACGUGAGGUUGCGUAAAGUAGGAUGCAACUCGAAACAAGGCUGAUCCGAGUGCCGUCAAACUACUUUGUAAGUGUAGGUUAUCCCGAAUGGUUUUAAAUUUGGUUUGCGGAUGUCAUCGCGAACGACGGCACAGAGAUAACCAUGACACAUUACUCAUUAUAAGUGCAGUAAUGGAAUGCCAGAUAGUUCCACGAUACCACCAUGCAAUAACACUUGUCACUUGUGCACCUGGUACGGUUGAGUUCGGUUAAAGGGAGACUCCGCAAGGUUUUGAAAAAAAAAAGUGAGCGAAGCACUUCCUCUAUGCCGAAUACAACAAACUCGUUCGUUUUGCGCUGGUAGUUGGUAAAUGAUGACACUAGCACACACAGACCGAAAUGGGAAGAGCAAAAGAAAAAAAUAAUAGUUCCAUACUGCGAUGGUUCGUCUGGAGCAGGAUACUAUAACGUCACCCACCAGCAUUGUCGUCCGCUUGCAAACCUUCGUUCUCCCCUGAUGACGUCUAUGCAAAGCAUUGCAGGCGUGUACCCCUGGAUUGAAGCCGGGCAUGUGAUCUUUGACAGGAACGCGAUUGCCGCACAUAAAUCGUUUUUUUUUAUGUGUGGUUAUUUCCGGUGUAGGAGUGUUUUUCAAAGCAGCUUGCUUGUACGGAUAGUGAGCUAUUUCAUUCACCAGCAAGUAUUUGUACUUAAGCCGGGUGACACACGGGGCUGUGACGCUACCUACUGCCUGUGCGCUGCCAAGGAAAGACACCGGAAAUUAACAGCACAUGUCAUCUCUCAGGCGCGGUGGCCGCUCAUUUUUAUCAGUGGGGCCAUUUACAGCAAUCCAGCAAACAUGCACACUAUAUACGUAGCAGGAGAAAGCGAAUAGGUGAUUUGCGUCAUGCACCUACUUCCAUCAAGGGACUGUGUCAGCAGACUCAAUACGCUAGAUCGCGGUUUUACUAGUGGAUUAGUUUUGCACCCUGAUAACAGGUACCCUUCACAAACUUAUUGAGUGGUUCAUUGCGCAUUUUUUUCUUGCCCGAGCUUUUUGCUUGGUCACGGAGGACAAAAAGUGUUCCACCUUCCUGCGUCCAUGCACAGAUUAUGAACCGUGCACUUGUUCAUUGGGACCCAAUCUAACCCUAACCCAAUCCGAAACGAACACUGUUACUAACCGUUACCUUUGGCCGAACCGGAAUUGACCCAAAAAUACCGGUAACUGGUUCAAAUUACGGUUCAUACGGAACCAAGGGCGGGGCUUUGCAUGUUGU
This is a messenger RNA of Ornithodoros turicata, 2119 nucleotides long. RefSeq lists its product as uncharacterized. The transcript has 7 exons. The record is from RefSeq and is a predicted model, not a curated record. NCBI's taxonomy places the organism in Eukaryota, Metazoa, Arthropoda, Arachnida, Ixodida, Argasidae. Bases 233 to 568 code for a protein of 111 amino acids.